GGUCUUGGGGUCAAUACUGUGUAUUGGCUCCAAGGCAGAAGAGUGGUAAGGGCUAGGCAAUGGAGGUUGUGACUUGCCCAGGGUCACAUAGCUAGGAAGUAUAUGAGACCACAUUUGAACCCAGGACCUCCCCUCUCUAGGCCGGGCUCUCAAUCCAUUGAGCCACCCAGUUGCUCCCUAAAAUAAACUUUUAAAGUAAAAUGGAAACUACUAAUUAACAACAUUUUCUCUGAUCUAAAAACACUUUUAAGACUGGGAAAGUGUUUUUUGAAAGACAAAAGGCCUUUCCAAGGGAAAUGGAUCAAAGUUGGUAACCAAAACUCAAGAACCAAGUAUUCUUAGUUCCCUGUCUGCUUUUUUAAAAACAUCAUUUAAGGAAUUGAUUGUGCUGUUGACUGUCUAAGGUAAUUUCCACUUUGUACAUUCCCAGAAGCUACUGAAGCUAAGACUCUCCCUUCCACAUUAAGAAGGGAUUCAGGUAUUGGUUUAAGUAGGAAGAAGGCUACUUCCUUUUCUCCGGGAAAACACUUGACAGGAGUAGUCCUGGAAACAACUGAAUAAUAACUGUUGCAUUGGAAUGCUAACCUAAAACUGUAUUUUUAUAGAUCACGAUCUGUUGCUCGUUCAAGAUUCCUAUAACUAGUUAAAUUUGGGGGUAGAGAAAGGCACGUGUGGGAGGACGGGAAACUGCAAGUUCGGCAAUCCUAAACUGGAAACGUCUUGGCUGUUAGAUAUCUGCCUAAAUCACGAGGCACAGGAUUAAUGUGCUUCCUCCUGGCCAUGCAAAGCAAAGCAGGCGCCCUAGGAGGAGACCCAGGGUCGGCCUCGAUGGACGACUCUGCGCUUUCCCGCGGACCUCAGACCGGACACCACGGGACACAAGGGAACCAAAGCGCCAAGGCCGCGUAAGCAUCAGUUCCUCCGGAGGAAACCUUGGCUUGGAAAGCGAAUGUGGGAGCAAAGCCUGCCAGAGAAGGCGCCUGCGGGACACUGUCCACGGUGAAUGGGCCUAAGCCCCGCCUCCAGCCCCAAGGCUGCUCCGGAAAACAUAUGGGGAGGCGGCGAGACCAGGGACGCAACACACCACGCGAACUCCAUUUCCUAGAAUCUCUCUCAUGGGCACACACACUCUCCCGAGGUUUUGAGAUCACGAAUUUAGGGUUUGAGAUCACGUGUUUCAUUCAGUACCCACCCGUCCCGACUGUGGGAAUUGUAGUUUCCUAGAUGGCCUUUGCGCAGGCGCAGUUCCCCUCCAAGCCCCGGCUAUUUUGGUCCUCUGUUGCUGGUGCAGCUAGGGGAGGCGGGGUUGGUGAGUGGUGGGGCGCGCAUUGGUAGGAGAGAGGAGGGGAAAGGAGAAGAACCUACUACAGUCACGGACACGCGCAGGGGGUGGCCUGACAGAACGGAGUCCGCGACCCAGGCGUGAGCGCGCGUGAAGGUGGGAGACAGAAGGCGGAGGAGCUCCUGCACUGAAUUUCAUGCGCGCGUGUAUGCGCGUCCGUGUCUGUGGGUGAGCCCACGUGAGUUAGAGGCAGGGGGCGGGAGAGCGGGGCCAGGGUCCAGCAUCUGAGUGUAUGCCCAGACUGGAUCCUCAGCCUCGCGUGAGUCACCCCCAGUGCCGCGUCCCCAGGCCUCCCAUCUCCCCUUCAAGCAGCAACCGGGACAGUUGUCGGUGGAGCCUCGGGGGCCCCCGCCGCGCCUUUGCUGCCUGGACACCCGGACCCUGCACUGACCUCCCUGACCCCUUCUCCCACAGCUCCAGGGGCCCUGUGGCUCCCCCGUGAUGCCAGAGCCCCUAGCCCGGGACUCGUGAGAGUGUGGUGACCAUGGAGGCCUUGGACCUCAUGCUGGAGGAGAGAGCAAGAGGUUCUCAAGACUCUCUCCUUUUCCAUGAAGCGCGGGUAAAGCAGACAGAAGGAGGCGCUUCUGGUCUCCUUAGAGCCAGGUCCCUGGAGUCCGUGACGUUCCAGGAUGUGGCUGUGGACUUCACCCACGAGGAGUGGGGACGCUUGGAGCCCGCUCAGAAGGACUUGUACAGGGACGUGAUGCUGGAGAACUAUCAGAACUUUGUCUCCCUUGGGCUUCCAUUUUCCAAACCUCAUAUGAUCUCCCAGUUGGAGAGAGGAGAAGCACCAUGGAUAACAGAGAAGGACAUCAUCCCAAGAGUCUCUUGCCCAGAUUUUUUUAUUCUGAAGACAAGUUUUAAAACUAAGGAGUCAGUUGCAAAUAAGAGUAUUUCUAUGGGAAAUUUAUCCAAGAAGAAAUUCUCAAGGAAUGGCUUCUGGAAUUCUGAGUUAAAAGAAUCCUGGAAUUUUGAUACAAGGUUGAAGAGACAGAAGAGCAGUCAAAAGAGAUGGGCCAGGCAAGUUAUAAUCAGUCAAAGGACAACUUUUAAUGAAUUGAGUCUUCAUGAAUGUGUUACUUUUGGAAGAAAGUUUAAGUUGGGAUCAGUUCUUACUCCCAAACAAAAAGCUACCAGAGGAAAACAUCUUUAUAAAUAUGAUUCUCUUGGAAAGAGCUUUAAAUAUUUGCCAGAUAUAUUUAAAUAUAAUAAGACCACCUCAGGGAAGAAACAUUACAAGAAUAAUAAAUGUAGGAAGCCCUUCAGUUAUCACUCAGACCUUUUUCAGUACCGUAAGAUACAUAGUGGAGAGAAAACUCAUAAAUGUGAUGAAUGUGGGAAGACCUUUAGCAACAACUCAUGCCUUACUGUGCACCUAAAAAUUCAUACUGGAGAGAAACCCUUUAAUUGUACUGAAUGUGGAAGAGCCUUCAGGCGUAGAGCACAUCUUAUUCAACAUCAGAGAAUUCAUACUGGAGAGAAACCUUAUAAAUGUUAUGUAUGUGGAAAAGCCUUCAGUGUUGACUCCUACCUUAUCAAACAUCAGAGAAUUCAUACUGGAGAAAAACCCUAUAAAUGUAAUGAUUGUGGGAAAGCUUUCAGACAGUUAGGAAACCUUAAUCAACAUCAGAGAAUUCAUACUGGAGAAAAACCUUAUAAAUGUAAUGAAUGUGGGAAAGCCUUUAGUCAGUGGGGUCACCUCAAUCAACAUCAGAGAACCCAUACUGAAGAAAAACCCUUUGAAUGUAAUGAAUGUGGGAAAGUCUUUAGGCAACUGGAAAACCUUAAUCAACACCAGAGAGUUCAUACUGGAGAAAAACCAUAUAAAUGUAAGCAAUGUGGAAAAGCUUUUAACAACAAUUAUCUCCUUAUUCAACAUGAAAGAAUUCAUACAGGUGAGAAGCCAUAUGUAUGUACUGAUUGUGGAAAAGCCUUCAGUCGAGGGACAUACCUUAAGAAACACAAGAGAAUCCAUACUGGGGAGAUACCCUAUAAAUGUAAUGAAUGUGGGAAAGAGUUCACUGACAAAGCAUCCUUUAUUUAUCAUCAGAGAAUUCAUACUGGAGAGAAACUUUAUGAAUGUAUUGAAUGUGGGAAAACUUUUAGCCAAAAAGCAAACCUUAAAAAACACAAAAUGAUUCAUACUGGAGAGAAGCCCUUUGAAUGUAAUGAGUGUGGAAAAGCUUUCCGAGAGAGGGGAAGCCUUAGUGUACAUAAGAGAAUUCAUACAGGAGAGAAACCCUUUGAAUGCAAUGAAUGUGGAAAAGCCUUCCGAGAGAGGGGGAGCCUUAGUGCACAUCAAGAAAAACAUGCUGAAGAAAAACUGUAUAAAUGUGAGGAAUGUGGGAAAACCUUCAGAUACAAGGGAUAUUUUAGUAUCCAUCAGAGAACUCAUACUCAAGAGAAAUGCUAUAAAUGCAAAGAAUGUGGGAAGGACUUCAGCCUAAGGGCAUCCUAUAUUAUUCAUCAGAGAAUUCACACUGGAGAGAAGCCCUAUAAAUGUCACAUCUGUGGGAAAGCUUUCAGUUAUAAUACAUCCCACAGUAGACAUCUGAGAACUCAUACUGGAGAGAAACCUUUUAUAUGUAAUGAAUGUGGAAAAGCCUUUACUCAGAGGGACUACCUUACUGAACAUGAAAGAAUUCAUACUGGAGAAAAACCCUUUAAAUGUAAUGAAUGUGGAAGAGCCUUUAGGCAGAAGCAAACUUAUAAUGCACAUAAGAAAAUUCAUACCAGAGAGAAACCUUUUAAAUAUAAAUUAUAUGAGAAAGCUUCAAAUGAAAGUUGUACCUUAUGAACAAACUUCAGAAAAUUAAUACUAAUGAAACUCUCCAAAGGUGCAAUGAACGGAGGAAAGCCUUUAGCAUCCACUUAGAGGAGUAUGAAAAUUCAUACUGAAGAAAAAUUCUGUGAAGUUACUAUGAGACAACUAUAAGGUGUCUAUUUCAUCCCUCAGAGACUUUAUACAGAAUAUUAACUUUGGGGAAGCAAUACUAUGUGCAAAGCUUUGUAUAAUCUCAUCAUUUGUUAAACACUGAAUCCAUGUCUGAUUUUUGUUUCAUGAUCUAUUAUACUGGUGCUUCGAGAGAGAAACUUAUCCAGGUCCUCUUUGAUAUCCCCUUUCCCUGAGACACACAUUGGCUGCUGUUGAGGAGCAAUAAAGUUAUGUACAUAUAGAAUCUUUAAGAACACCUA
Messenger RNA from Monodelphis domestica (gray short-tailed opossum), 4537 nucleotides. Lineage: Eukaryota; Metazoa; Chordata; Mammalia; Didelphimorphia; Didelphidae. The record is from RefSeq and is a predicted model, not a curated record.